This is a messenger RNA of Westerdykella ornata, 2879 nucleotides long. RefSeq lists its product as uncharacterized. Lineage: Eukaryota; Fungi; Ascomycota; Dothideomycetes; Pleosporales; Sporormiaceae. The record is from RefSeq and is a predicted model, not a curated record. The transcript has 2 exons. The coding region runs from base 57 to 2501 and encodes 814 amino acids.
GGCAGAAGCUGGCUUGACGCGUUGGAACCUGCGAUGUGGCCUACCAAAUUCAAUUGAUGCCACCGCAGCGCAGCAUUCGACCUCUGCGGCUAUGUUGUCAGACCCGCUGGGCCUUCAAUGGGCCCAACCGCCGCCCAUUAUCGACCCGACGCGGUGACGAUGCAGAAGCGCCCUCUAAGGCUCAGGACCGCGGAACUCCUUCACAGCAACCUCGAGUACAAUCACGAGGCAAAGGGUGGUGGGCCUCGUUUGCUAAACGGGUAUCAAGCUCGGUUUACGGACAUGCAGCUGGGCACACUCCUGAGCGUUCGAACUCUUCCGAAUCGAUCGUACAGUCGGAGCCUCAAACAACAGCUCCUGAGACUGCUUCUCAACAGGACCGUUUUUCCGUCUCUAGAGCUCCUAUCAGCUCACCUGGAGAAAGCUUGAACCUCGGAUACGCAAAAGUUCCCAACCUCAACGAAAUACGGGCACAGCCAGCGGAGCACAACAAAGAUCUCAGCGGUGACUACCAUGGGGAAGAUGAAAAACAUCUCGCGACGGAGCCAUCUGAUGUUCAAUCGUCGCAGGCUGAGGCCGAGCUUGGUACUUCUACAGGAACACAUCAGGUUCUCCAGGAGCAGUUGAAGGAACUACGUGAGCAAGUGCGUCUUUUGCAGGAGGCAUUAGUUGCGAAACAGGGAUCACUUCCAUUAGGAGAGUCCCGCCCAGAACCGUCGGGACAAGUUCAGCGGGCGCCCUCCCCGCCCCCUACCAUAGACAUUUCGCCGCCCUUACCUCCGACAGGCAUACCCGCAGCGACCCAGGCUACGGAGAACGCGACCCUAGUUAGAGGUGGUCUCGGGACCGAUGAUCCCGUGUCUGUUCUGAACGUCGCCCGACAUCUGAUCAAGCUCAAUGGGAGCAGACUAAUAUCGAUAAGUCGUCAGCUGCGCGAGAUGAAUUCUACACGAGUCACCCCUUUGCAACGCUCACUCAAUGAGAAGGUUGAGAUAUUCAAAGAGCACUUGUCUGAAGCGUACGUAGGGGUUGCAAGACGAAGGCCUCGAUUCAUUGUCAUUGAAAGUCUUUUAUUGAAGGCGGAGUUGGAGCUAGAGGACGCCAUAGCCGCCCUCGAUACACAACGCCCCAAAGUGAAUUACACGAUCCCGAAGCCCAUGGAUUCAGUGCCGGUGACUGUAAGCAACACAGAGAAACUGACGAAAGCUGAGUCAACAUUCGAGAAGUCGGGAGGGGAGUACGUACGGCUGGUACGCGAGCUUCAUACCAAGUCGGACGAGACCCGGAAAAAGGAACCACAAGAGCUUCUCGACUCUCCUCGUGACGUGGACGACCCAGGAAUCGGAAACGAUUCUUCAAAGGAACGCCCCGCUCCGCAAUCCGACAGCCCCUCACUCCUGGAAGAGCUCUUUCCAGAAGCCACGACUUACGCGCAACCACAUUACACCAGCAACAAUCCCUUUCCAAAACUGGAUCUCCCAAAGGAUGUUCCCUUAAUCCGGCCUACUUACCUCGAAGCCCCAAAGACAGCCCGAGAGCGUAUCACUGAAUCCUUUCGAACACGUCAGGAGGCCAUUACCGUUCUUCAGCUUGUGCAUUGUAGCACCGAGCUCACAGAAGCCGAUUUCCGACGCCUGAUUCCCAAGGGAAAGCAUAUAGAAUCAUGGAUACGCGAUGGCGAAUUCGACAAAAUAAUUCCCGGAAGAGAUCCGCUAACGCUUGAGCGGUUACCGUUUUACUACCUGCUGUUCAAAUCCCCCGAAUCCGCCUUAGCGUACCAGAACAAUGCUGCUCGGCUCCAUAAGCUGGCCGGGCUCCAUGAGCCGUCUUCUAUCCACUCGGCAAUACCACCCCCAAAGGGUAUGCUGGAGGAUGGAGAGGACCUGAACAAAGUCUUGUCCACGUACUUCCUGAAGCCUACCAGUCUCAAACUAACCCUGCACAUGCUCCUCCAACCAUAUAACCCGAGCCUACGGGCGCUGAUUGAACGAGGCGGAUAUGAACCUAUCGUUCCCAGCGUCGGCACGAAAGGCCAGCCCAUAUGGAAGGUCCUUCUCCAUAUCGAAGGCUGGGAGCCUUCAAGAGACGAUCUCUACCACACCUUCAAACGCCACGCGUACGACCGCGGCCUCACUUGGCCCUUCCACAACGGCUCCGAGGGCAUCCAUCGCCUCCGCGACAUCAUCAAUGUGAACACCAAGAUCCAGGCUGUAUCCUCGGCCAAUCCGCGCGCUGCCAACGGCGACCACUGGUCGUCGCUCGAUCCGUUGCUCGGUUCCAUCAAGCUUGAUUCCCAGGGUCCGUGGUCGCGCAGUGCGGAGACGAAUCUCAAGCAGUUUGUCACGAAUCGGUUGUACAAUCGGUGGAUCGUGGAGUUUGAGGAGGAGAUUGCGGCGCGCAGGUUUGCGCGCAUGUGGCAUCGGAGGUUGUUGCCGGCGCAGAAGAUUACGUGGAAGGAUGCGGAGGAGCCGCGGAUGAUUAAUGCGGAGUUUUUGUGGUAGCGGGGUGAGUGGACGAACAAGACGAGGUCGGGGUGCUGGUAUUGGGUGUGUAGAUAUGUGUAUGUAUUUUGUUGCAUGUCGAUAGGGAGGGAGUAUACUGUAUCAAACAAGCGAGGAUGGUGUUAAGGGAUCUAGAGGAAGUUGAUGGGAUAUGUAGACUCGAUGCAUUUGUUCAGCCGCACUACGCAUGGAACAGCCACAAACCUGUCGUGCGAUUAAGCCGACCAGUCAUUGUGCAAGCCUUAGGUGCAAGAACGGGAGGGCUGAAGCCACAAUCCAGGAUACGAUAACUUUAAUUGUACUGUUGGGAUACGUUUCUACGAACAAAUGCACAUUAAAAAAGAAGUAUUCUUCCAUGGUAGAGGGUAUAUAGGUAAG